Penicillium bovifimosum is the source of this 1410-nucleotide messenger RNA. It is a transcript of the gene nsdD, whose product is annotated as GATA-type sexual development transcription factor NsdD. Gene Ontology annotation, biological process: regulation of DNA-templated transcription. The transcript is spliced from 4 exons. NCBI's taxonomy places the organism in Eukaryota, Fungi, Ascomycota, Eurotiomycetes, Eurotiales, Aspergillaceae. Gene Ontology annotation, molecular function: zinc ion binding; sequence-specific DNA binding. The coding region runs from base 1 to 1410 and encodes 469 amino acids. The record is from RefSeq and is a predicted model, not a curated record.
AUGGGGUCUUUGGAAGCCGCACCUAGGCACAGAGACCCUUUGCCCGCAAUAGGUUUCCUAGGGAAAGACGGACCAAGCUACACCCCCAGAUACCCGUCGAGUGCGACCGCUUCCCCAACUCCACUAAUGAGCCCCAACAUCAUGUAUUCCGGUCAACACAUGCCCUACUCCUACGCGCCGUCGGCAAGCGCACCGCCGCAAGGGUAUGUCUCGCCACCGGAGACCCGUCGCGCCAUUGAAGAAGAAAAAGAAAAGCAUACUCCCAGACAAUCCCUCCCGUCAAUUCACGAGGCUCUCGGCAAUGACAAUCCUCUCCCCUACGCUACACCUACCUCCGCUCCGCCCUCACAAUCCGCACACCCUUCGGCGCCCUCACAUCUCAUCGGACGGCCGAGCACAGAAGGUCCCGCCGGACCACCGAAUCCCUUUUCGAAUGGACCACCGACGGGGUCAUUGAUGCGGGAACCCAGUUACUCCCAUCAAUCCCAGCUGCAGACCGAGGCUGCCCGCUCUCUCACCUCCAUCAACACACAAGGUUCCCACAAUGCGUCACUACAGUCCAUCAACACGGGCAAAUCCCCUACACAGAGCUCCAAAACGGGAAUUACAUCGGUUGGAUCACAAAACUCCGGUUAUGAGUACAGUGCGCCAACGUCCGCUGGUAGCGUGGCUUCGCCCAACGGUUACAGCCAUUUCGCACCAAAUCCCUCCUUCCAAUCCCAGCCUGCAGGCCACGCCUAUCCUGCUCCUUACGGCAGUCGCCCCUAUGCAUCGCGCGUGGAAGAAGUCAAGGGUGGAUUUGUGGGUCGACCAAUUCCUCCCCAUAAUGACUCCGUCAAGCGACAUUUGGAUGUUUUCGAUGUGGAAACAUCUUUGAAUGAGAUCUCUGAUUUGAGUACCCGGACUCUGGAUUUCUCCCGGCACUACGCAGCUCGCGCGCACCAGACGCAGCGAUCCGGGCCGAUACUGGGGUCCCUUCCUUCGCUAAACGAGGUGGAGGAUAUGCUUCAUAUGCAACGGCGGAACCAAGAUGCCUUGAUUCGGAUUCGGACAGCGGUGGUGAACCAGGAACAGGCGCUCGCUGAACAAAUGGCGCAACGAAAAGCGUUCAAGACCGAGGAUGAGCACAUGGCCAUGUACCAAGAAGAGUACAAGGGCACAGGUGGGUUUGCAGGCGCAGACCCAAAAAAGCGGCGUGGAAAAGCUGCCCCUCCUGGUCGUUGCCACAGUUGCAACCGAGCCGAAACACCGGAAUGGCGUCGGGGUCCAGACGGUGCCCGGACGCUGUGUAACGCCUGCGGUUUGCACUACGCCAAGCUGACACGCAAGAUGGGCGCGAAGGCGGCGAGUCUGGGAUCAAACCUCAAGCCCAAGUCGGUACUCGACUCCGCAUCGCCAACCAGUCAUUAA